UAAGGUAAAAUAAUAUUUUCUUUAGCCAUGUCUAGCGUAGCAAUAAACAUAGUUGAAAACUCGAUUCCGAGAGAUCACAUGGCAAAUACAACGAUAGAUAGUAAGUUAUAUGAGUAUGUUAAGCAGGACAAUAUUGAGGAAUUUAAAAGCCAUUUCGGGCUAGAUUUAGGGGAGAAGCUUGUGACUCCCUGUGGGAAUUCAUUACUUCAUGUAGCCAUAAGGCAUAAAAGUGACAAUAUAACUGCUUAUCUGACUAAAGAGAUCCCUUCUCUAAUCACCAGCUCAAACGACCAGCAAGACACAAUCCUUCAUGUUGCUGCCAGAGAGGGAAGUGUUAGUCAUACAAUUCGAGACCUUGUCAAAUCGAAUGCUUUCUUGCUGAGGAUGAAAAAUAGAAAAGGAAACACUCCUUUGCAUAUUGCAGUGAUCCAUGGUAACAAAGAAGUUGCCAAAUUCCUCAUUUCCAGAGAUCCAGAAGUGGCCUAUGACAGCAACAAGACUGGCAGGUCUCCUUUAUAUCUGGCUGUUGAGAAUCGCGACAGAAGCGGGAUUCUUGAUGAUCUCUUGAAUACGGAAGCUCCGAUCCCUACAGAAAGAGAAGAUGGAGAUUCACUUGGCAUGCUACCACAAGGAAAGUCAAUUGUUCAUGCUGUCGUCAAGAACCGUAUGUUAGGUAUAUUGCAGAAAAUCGAAGAAGCAAAGCCAGAGUUAUUACGUCUCCAUGACAAAGAGUUUGGAAAUCCACUCCAUUAUGCAUCAUCUACAGGCUAUGUGCAAGGAGUUCGAUUCCUAUUAGAAAAGUAUCGUGCCGGUGCCGAUGAAACUGACCAAGAGGGCAACUAUCCUAUUCAUCUUGCAUGCAAGGAAGGCUCGGUUGCUUUGUUAAAGGAAUUCCUGAAAGUUAUCCCCUAUGCAAACGAAUUCAUAAAUAAAAAAAAGCAGAACAUUCUUCAUGUAGCGGCCCAAAAUGGACAUGGCUUUUUGAUUAUGUACAUACUCGAACAGGAUCAGAAGAUCGUAAAAGCACUGCUCAAUGCGAUGGAUGAGGAUGGAAAUACACCUUUGCAUUUGGCAACACAGCACGGCCAGCCCACAUCUGUAUUUCUUAUUGUGCGUGACAGCCGCGUUUAUCCUCGUAUUGUUAACGAUGACGGUUUGACACCAUAUGAACUUGGUAGAAAACAAUCCACAAUAGCGGUACAGCGAUAUGAAGGAACAGAUGGAACGUUUGCUGAGGAGCGACAGCACUUUGAUUCAAAUAACAGGGUGGAAGGGACCGAGGACAAACCAGCUGAUCAAAACAAGCAAGACACGAAAAAGGCAUCACUAAAAGAUUACGAACGGCGAGAUAUUUAUGGAGCGAUGAUGACAUUAUCGAUCCUAUACUCCUAUGCUUGUCCUAGGGAAUCAUUACGUGACCAUUUCACUGGUACUCGACCCAUGCAACCAAGGAAAAAGCAAACAAAAACAAGGAUAGGGAAUCUUCUUGUGGUAGCAGUGCUUGUUACUGGUAGCAGUGCUUGUUACUGGUGUGACCUUUGGGGGAGCCAUUCAAUUGCCACAAUUAAGGGUCCUGCUGGUUAUGAGAGGCUUCUGUAUGCUUAUUUAUCUUGCGAUGUUUGGGCUUUAUGUCUCUCUCUGGUGGCAGCUCUAAUCCUUCUUAGGGCAAACUUUACUGAUGCCAAAUUUGGAAUCUUUGCGGUUGGAUUUUCAGUCGUCAUCGUUAGUUUGGCUAUUCUCAAGAUGUUCCAGGCAUUCAUUUAUGCUGUGACUAUAGCAUUACUAGGAUCCGAUGAUGCGUGGUCAAAAAUCAUCAUUACACUGGAGGUCUUUAUGGGUUUGUGUACUCUGGUUUUCAUUGUUAUUCCUUGGAUUCUUCCGUCAGGGGGCAUCCCAGAGCUCUCGCAUUAUCUCUACUACAAAUAUUUUUGGUUUCUUUUCUACACUUACGAGUGGCUGCCUUAUAAAAUUGACAUCAGAAAGCACAGUGAUUCGAAGUCAAUGAUUCGAAGUCACUGUGCCGUGGCCGAGUUCCUUGUUUCGGCUGUAAAUGAACUUGCCUAUUUCAAGAAUAAGGCAGAAAAGAAGCCAGAGUUACUCUAUUUUCGUGACAAGGAGAUAGGAAAUGCACUUCAUUUUGCACCAUCACAAGGUAAUGCUGAAGAAGUUCGGUUCCCGUCAAAGGAACUUAGUGCAUCUGAAAGCAAUGAAGAAGGCAACUUACCCAUCCUUGUUGCAUGCAUAAAGGGCCAUGUUAAAGUAGUAGAGGAGUUGCUUAAGCAGUGGUCUGAUCCAAUGGAAUUUGUCAAGCACAAAAGGCAGAACAUUCUUCAUGUCGUUGCCGUAAAUGGACAAGAAAAAGCGGCUCUUCGCAAAGAGUUUGGAACACUGCUUAUGAAGGCUGCAGAAUCAGUCAACGACUAUUUUGGAAGAACUCUCAUUAUUGCUAAUAAAAUGAGAAUUCAUGGAGAAUGCAUGAAGGACGUGGUGAUUAUUGAGAAGAUAUUACGGUCUAUGACUCCGAAAUAUGACUAUGUUGUUUGUUCUAUAAAAGAAUCCAAUGAUUUGGAUAUUUUAUCCAUUGACGAGCUACAGAGUAGCUUGUUGGUUCAUGAACAGAGAAUUAGCCGUCAUGUUGUCAUCGAAGAAAGAGCAUUGCAAACGACUUACGGGGCACAACAAGGAGGAAGAGAUGGUGGUAGAAAUAACUAUCGUGGACGAGGAAGAGGCAAAUUUGGUUUUGAUAAAACAACCAUAGAAUGUUAUAACUAUGGUGACCGAGGACAUUUUCAGUGGGAAUGUCCAAGGAAAGCAUGGGAUCAAAAGGUAAACUAUGCAGAGACGAGAGAAGAGAUGUUGUUGAUGGCUUAUGUUAAUUUGCAGCAAGCUGAAACAAAACAUAUAUGGUUUCUUGAUUCUAGAUGCAGCAACUAUAUGUGUGGAUAG
Molecule: messenger RNA, 2946 nt
Organism: Populus euphratica (Euphrates poplar)
Lineage: Eukaryota; Viridiplantae; Streptophyta; Magnoliopsida; Malpighiales; Salicaceae
Exons: 9
Coding region: 28-2946 (972 amino acids)
Molecular function (GO): protein binding; zinc ion binding; nucleic acid binding
Source: RefSeq, a predicted model, not a curated record